Messenger RNA from Nothobranchius furzeri (turquoise killifish), 3349 nucleotides. Its product is annotated as A disintegrin and metalloproteinase with thrombospondin motifs 15. The record is from RefSeq and is a predicted model, not a curated record. Gene Ontology annotation, biological process: extracellular matrix organization; proteolysis. NCBI's taxonomy places the organism in Eukaryota, Metazoa, Chordata, Actinopteri, Cyprinodontiformes, Nothobranchiidae. Gene Ontology annotation, molecular function: metalloendopeptidase activity. Gene Ontology annotation, cellular component: extracellular matrix.
GCUGCAUAACAUUUACAUAAAGACGCUGCAGCAUCAUGAGCUCAGAUUUCACUUGACACCGAUCGGCUGUGUUCAUGCGCGACAUAAAAACCCGGCGUAAAGAAGUUGGCCCAGACCGGAAAGGUGCAGGAUGGAGGAGAAGCUGGGAGAAAGCUGAGGUGCAUAACUUUUUAAAGGUAGCGUGAAGCUCAGCGCAGAGGGUGUCCCAGCAGGAGCAGGCAUGGCUGCGCUUAUUAGUUUGGAGACAAUUUUUACCCAAGUCCUGAUUCUUUUAAAAAUCUCUAGUUGCAUGGAGGUGGAUUUCUGCAUACCUGUUCGCGUUUAUCCCCACAAGCUUGACACGCGUUCACACCGGAGUCUGGAGCAGACGAAUGAAAAACAAGUUGUUUUCAGGCUGAGUGCCUUCAGACAGGAGUUUUCCCUCCAGCUUGUGCGGGAUUCUAGUUUCCUUGCACCAGGCAGCAAGCUGCAUGCUGCAGGAGAAUCCCCGCAAUCCUCUGAUCUCAGGGAAUGCUUCUACUCAGGAGAAGUCAACGGGAGCGCAGACUCUGUGGCUGCGUUCAGUCUGUGCAGGGGUCUGCAGGGGGGGUUUACCUAUGACGGUAUGGAGUACUCCAUCAGUCCCAUCGGCUCUGAAGAUGCUACUCAUGAAAAUGGAAACCUUUUGGACAGAACGCACAUCAUCCGCCGUGCGAAGCAGUCUGAGAGCAACGUCACCAGCAGGUGCGGAGUUCCAUCUGCCUCCAACAUCAGCACCUCCCUGCACAAAUACAAACACAGGCCCCAGGUUGAUGAGUUAACUGAAACGGUCCUGAAAUCCCUUGGGAGGUCCAAGAGGUUUGCCUCCAUCCCCAGGUUUGUGGAGGUGCUGGUUGUGGCGGAUGAGUCCAUGGCCAGAUUUCACGGGGACGACCUGAAGCAUUACCUCCUGACGCUGAUGUCAGUAGCAGCCAGGCUGUACAAACACCCCAGCAUCCUCAACUCCAUCAACAUAGUGGUGGUUGGUUUCAUGGUGAUACACGAAGAUGACAAGGGUCCUAAGGUUUCCAGUAAUGCUGCUCUGACCCUGCGCAACUUCUGCUCCUGGCAGAAGAAGUUAAACAAAUACAACGACAAGCAUGCUGAGCACUGGGACACGGCCAUUCUGUUCACUAAGCAGGACCUUUGUGGGGCUACAACCUGCGAUACCCUUGGGAUGGCUGACGUAGGGACCAUGUGUGACCCGAAGAGAAGUUGUUCUGUUAUUGAAGACGAUGGAUUACCCUCUGCUUUUACAACUGCUCAUGAGCUUGGACAUGUCUUCAACAUGCCCCACGACAACGUAAAGGCGUGUGAGGAGGUAUUUGGGAAACUGAAGGACAACCACAUGAUGUCUCCCACACUGAUUCAGAUAGACGGGAGUCGACCCUGGUCGGUGUGCAGUGCAGCCAUCAUUACGGAGUUUCUGGACAGAGGUCAUGGAGACUGUUUAUUGGACCAGCCACAAAAGCAGCUUUUGCUCCAGGACAACCUGCCUGGCUCCAGCUACAGCCUGCACCGUCAAUGUGAACUGGCCUUCGGCUCAGGCUCCAAGCCCUGCCCCUACAUGCAACCCUGCUCAAAGCUGUGGUGCACGGGGAAGGCUCGUGGACAGAUGGUGUGUCAAACCCGACACUUCCCCUGGGCAGACGGCACAAGUUGUGGCAAUGGCAAGGUCUGCUACAGAGCCACAUGUGUGGAUAAGAACAACACAGUACACAUCAAGGUGGAUGGCCAGUGGGGAAAGUGGGGUACAUUUGGGGAGUGUUCACGAAGCUGUGGAGGUGGUGUUCAGCUGGCCAGACGGGAGUGUGACAAUCCUGUCCCAAGGAACGGGGGGAAAUACUGCUAUGGCCUUCGCGUCAGACACCGUUCAUGUAACCUCACCCCCUGUCCUGAAACAGGUCAAAGUUUCCGUGAGGAACAGUGUGAGGCGUUCAAUGGCUUGAGCCUUAACACCAACAGGCUGGGCUCCUCUGUAGUUUGGGUUCCCAAAUAUUCAGGCGUCUCUCCCAAGGAUAAAUGUAAGCUCAUCUGCCGUGCCAAUGGGACGGGAUACUUCUAUGUUCUGGCUCCAAAGGUUGUGGAUGGGACUCCCUGCUCCCCCGACACCUCAGCGGUGUGUGUUCAGGGAAAAUGCAUCAAGGCAGGCUGUGAUGGCAGACUGGAUUCUAACAAGAAGUUUGACAAGUGUGGGGUGUGUGGUGGGAACAACCAGGGCUGUAAGAAGAUCUCAGGAAUGUUUACAAAGCCUGUAAAUGGAUACAACUUUGUUGUGACGCUGCCGAUUGGAGCCUCCAACAUCGAUGUCCGUCAGCGAGGCUACCGAGGAAUGGUCAACGAUGAGAACUACCUUGCUGUGAAGAACCACCAUGGCUCGUACCUCCUGAAUGGCAACUACGUGGUGUCCGCUGCUGAGCGGGAUCUUCUGGUUAGGGGCAGCUUGCUGCGCUACAGCGGCACCUCCAACUCUGUGGAGAUUCUUCAGGCCAUCAGACCCUUGCAAGAGCCCCUCACUGUGGAGGUGCUCUCGGUGGGGAAGAUGACUCCCCCCAGAGUGCGCUACUCUUUUUAUAUUUUAAAGGAAGGCAAGGAGGAAAAGACUCUUCGGAAAGAGGAGAAAAAUUAUAAACUGCAGAACAGUGUCUUGGUUGAAAGCAAAAACACAGAAAUCAAGAAUGACCUGAUGGUUAAGAGACCUGUUAGUCACUGGGUAACAGGAGGAUGGGAGUCGUGCACGGUAACUUGUGGUAAUGGUCUGCAGAAAAGGUUGGUGCAGUGCCAGAGUACAGAAGGACAACCUGCUGCAGACUGUGAUAGUACUCAGAGACCUGUAGCAGUAAGAGCUUGUGGGGAUCCGUGCCCCAUGUGGGAUGUAGGAACCUGGUCUCACUGCUCCAAAUCCUGUGGAAGGGGGUUUAAAAGGCGACCAGUGCUGUGCAGGACAGAUAAUGGUCUUAAUCUGCCCAGAGACCACUGCUCUGGAAAGAAGAAGCCUCAAGAACUGGACUUCUGCAACUGGACACCAUGCUUAAGCAGAUGAGAUCCAGGGUACUGGUUGGCACAAAAAUGAUCUAAAAUCAGCAUAAUUCUGAUUACAGUGUUGACUUGAAUGCAGCCUCACUGUGUGUGGUUGUAAAUAAGUAAGUUUGCUCACUUAAGACAAAAGAUAUGUGGAAAUAGUCUAAGGAGAUCUCAUGCUGGGAUAGCCUAGCUGUUGGCAGAUAUAAUAAAACAGGUUUUCUGCCAGUUUUUGUCCCACUCUGAAUCUCCACAACCUUAAUUCAACCCCAACCAGUUCUUCCCAAUGUCAAUCAUACCCCCCCCCCCC